UUGGAUAAUCGUGCUCGACGGAGUUGGCGCCAUUGCAGACGCUGCGUGCUGUCUUCAAAGCGCUCGCCCCGGAAAGACGCACUUGGACGAGUAUUAGCUUUUCAACAAAGGCGCCAUGGCUGACAAAGACGCUGCCUUUGACGAUGCUGUGGAGGAGAGGGUGAUCAAUGAGGAGUACAAGAUCUGGAAGAAGAACACCCCUUUCCUCUACGACCUGGUCAUGACUCAUGCCCUGGAGUGGCCCAGUCUAACUGCUCAGUGGCUGCCAGAUGUUACCAGACCGGAAGGAAAGGAUUACAGUGUACACAGGCUGGUUCUGGGGACACACACCUCAGAUGAGCAGAACCACCUUGUGAUUGCUAGCGUUCAGCUCCCCAAUGAUGAUGCUCAGUUCGAUGCCUCCCACUAUGACAGUGAGAAAGGAGAGUUUGGUGGUUUUGGCUCUGUGAGUGGAAAGAUAGAGAUUGAAAUCAAAAUCAAUCAUGAAGGAGAAGUCAACAGAGCCCGGUACAUGCCCCAAAACCCUUGCAUUAUUGCCACCAAGACCCCAACCAGUGAUGUGCUAGUCUUUGAUUAUACUAAGCACCCGUCCAAGCCAGACCCCUCUGGAGAGUGCACUCCAGACCUUCGCUUGAGAGGUCACCAGAAAGAGGGCUACGGCCUCUCCUGGAAUCCAAACCUAAGCGGCUGCCUCCUCAGUGCUUCGGAUGACCACACCAUCUGCUUGUGGGACAUCAGCACCGUGCCUAAGGAGGGAAAGAUAGUGGAUGCCAAGACUAUCUUUACAGGCCAUACCGCUGUUGUGGAGGAUGUCUCAUGGCACCUGCUCCAUGAGUCACUCUUUGGGUCUGUGGCUGACGACCAGAAACUCAUGAUAUGGGACACUCGAUCCAACAACACAUCCAAGCCCAGUCACGCAGUGGAUGCCCACACUGCUGAGGUCAACUGCUUGUCUUUCAAUCCGUACAGUGAGUUCAUCCUGGCCACUGGCUCCGCAGACAAAACCGUGGCUUUGUGGGACCUGAGAAACUUGAAGCUAAAACUGCACUCUUUUGAGUCUCACAAAGAUGAGAUAUUCCAGGUGCAGUGGUCUCCUCAUAACGAAACCAUCCUGGCCUCCAGCGGCACAGACCGGAGGCUAAACGUGUGGGACCUCAGUAAGAUCGGCGAGGAGCAAUCUCCCGAGGAUGCAGAGGAUGGCCCCCCUGAGCUGCUGUUCAUCCAUGGUGGACACACAGCGAAGAUAUCAGACUUCUCAUGGAACCCCAACGAGCCAUGGGUCAUCUGUUCUGUGUCUGAGGACAACAUCAUGCAAGUGUGGCAAAUGGCUGAAAACAUCUACAAUGAUGAAGAUCCUGAAGGAGUAGCAGAUUCUGAGGUUCAAGCGUGAAUGCAUUCUCAUCUUUUCCUCUGACCUGCUUAUUCAAAUGAUCUCUUUUCAUUGUUGGGUGCAUAAGCACUUCUUUUAAAUCUACAUUUCGGGCAACAGUGUUUUUGGGGAAAAUCAUAACAUGACGUUGUGAUCAGUCUGAAUUGGUUCCAAUUCUUUUAGAUAUGUUAGUUUGUCAUAAUCCAAUUUAUUCAACCCAGAUGUGAUGAAACCGUCAAGAAGUCGGCUGUCAUUCCAAUUCUUUAUUUCAACGAGUUUGUUUUCCCUCAUCUUUUCUGGAAUCGGUUAGUUAAGAUCCACGCAUUUCUACGAAGAUCCAUUUUUAUACAAAUGUACAUACGAAGGUUUCCACUUUAUUUGUGUGAAAGUAGUCAGAAUUUUCUAGCUGUGUUACAUCUUGCAUCCAUUUUUCUUCCCUCUACAUUUUCUGUUCUGUUGUGCUGCAUCUGAGCUCUUGUGUGCUUAUAUUCAUAAUAAAUAUUUGAAGUAAAGUGG
Molecule: messenger RNA, 1885 nt
Organism: Hippocampus comes (tiger tail seahorse)
Lineage: Eukaryota; Metazoa; Chordata; Actinopteri; Syngnathiformes; Syngnathidae
Product: retinoblastoma binding protein 4
Exons: 11
Coding region: 116-1390 (424 amino acids)
Molecular function (GO): protein binding
Source: RefSeq, a predicted model, not a curated record